AUGCCUGCUAAGCUUGGUAUCAACGGUUUCGGUCGUAUUGGGCGUCUGGUCUUCAGGGCCGCUAUGGAGAAUCCCAAUGUGACGGUGGUCGCGGUUAACGAUCCCUUCAUGGACAUCGAAUAUAUGCAGUAUUUGCUCAAGUACGAUACGGUUCAUGGCAGGUUCAAGGGGGAGGUCUCCAGUGCUAACGGUAAUCUUAUUGUCAAUGGUCAGACUAUUCACUUCUUCAAGUCGAGGGACCCUGCUGAGAUCCCAUGGGGUCAGGCUGGUGCUGAUUACGUCUGUGAGUCUACCGGUGUCUUCACCACUUCCGAAAAGGCUGGUGGACAUCUUGGUGGUGGCUGCAAGAAGGUCGUCAUCUCGGCUCCUCCUAAGGACAGUACUCCUAUGUUCGUCAUGGGAGUCAAUAACGAGAAGUAUACCUCUGACUUGAAGAUCGUCUCCAACGCCUCUUGUACCACCAACUGCCUCGCCCCUCUAGCUAAGAUCGUCCACGAUAACUUCGGUAUCGUCGAGGGCCUCAUGACCACCGUCCAUGCUACUACCUCCACUCAGCUCACCGUCGAUGGUCCUGCUAAGGGUGGCAAGGAUUGGAGGGGUGGUCGCUGUGCUAGUCAGAAUAUCAUCCCUCCUCCACUG
Molecule: messenger RNA, 639 nt
Organism: Perkinsus marinus ATCC 50983
Lineage: Eukaryota; Perkinsozoa; Perkinsida; Perkinsidae
Product: glyceraldehyde 3-phosphate dehydrogenase, putative
Exons: 1
Molecular function (GO): oxidoreductase activity, acting on the aldehyde or oxo group of donors, NAD or NADP as acceptor; NAD binding
Source: RefSeq, a predicted model, not a curated record